Hevea brasiliensis (rubber tree) is the source of this 462-nucleotide messenger RNA. Its product is annotated as polygalacturonase-like. The coding region runs from base 1 to 462 and encodes 153 amino acids. The record is from RefSeq and is a predicted model, not a curated record. NCBI's taxonomy places the organism in Eukaryota, Viridiplantae, Streptophyta, Magnoliopsida, Malpighiales, Euphorbiaceae. Gene Ontology annotation, molecular function: polygalacturonase activity. Gene Ontology annotation, biological process: carbohydrate metabolic process. The transcript is spliced from 4 exons.
AUGGCCGACAAACGUGUACAAAUAAAUAAUCCAAAAGGAUCAUCAUUGAGUGAUCCUCCGCAAGAAAUAUCAAUAAGCACCAUUAGAACCGGUGAUGAUUGCAUUUCCAUUGGACAAGGAGUCACUAAUGCUACCAUCUCCGAAAUCUUUUGUGGCCCAGGACACGGCCUUAGUAUUGGUAGCCUUGGCAAGUAUGAAGAUGAAGCAGAUGUUAAAGGAAUUAUGCCAUCGCCUGUGAAGAUUUCUAACGUUCAUUACAAGAACAUUGGGGGAACCUCCACCUCAAAAGUUGCAGUCAAUUUUUUAUGCAGCUCAUCUGUCCCUUGUGAAGGAAUUGAAUUGACUAAUAUUGAUUUGAGCUACGUAGGCACUAAAGAUCCUGAAUCACCCAUAUCAGCUUCAUGUACGAAUGCUAAAGUGAAGACUAGGGGUGCACAUCCACCAGGCUGUGAAGAACUUUAG